Molecule: messenger RNA, 962 nt
Organism: Punica granatum (pomegranate)
Lineage: Eukaryota; Viridiplantae; Streptophyta; Magnoliopsida; Myrtales; Lythraceae
Source: RefSeq, a predicted model, not a curated record
GUUUCAAUGUUUCAUCAUCAUCGCCAUCAUCUUCAGUACUGCGCUUGGAAGAGUAAGAUAGAUCCGGGGCCGGGGGACAUUAUGGAACGUGGCUUCCAUGGGUAUCGCAAGCUCUCCACUUCAAGCUCUGCCGGAUCUGAAAUCAACAUGGCAUUGUCCAAUAACAGCAGCAACAACAACAACCACAAUUCAUCAGAAGACAGCAACGAGUGCACGGUGAGAGAACAGGAUCGUUUCAUGCCCAUAGCGAAUGUGAUCAGGAUCAUGCGCAAGAUCCUUCCACCGCAUGCAAAAAUCUCUGACGAUGCCAAGGAGACAAUCCAGGAGUGUGUCUCUGAGUACAUCAGCUUCAUCACUGGGGAGGCCAAUGACCGGUGCCAACGGGAGCAGCGCAAGACCAUCACCGCUGAGGAUGUCCUCUGGGCAAUGAGCAAGCUGGGGUUCGAUGACUACAUCGAGCCCCUGACCCUAUACCUCCACAGGUACAGGGAGCUCGAAGGAGAUAGGGGCUCGCUGAGGGCGGAGUCCCUUGUGAAGAGGACCGCCGUGGACUAUGGAGCUACACCCUUGGGUGUCGCAGGUUUCGCUAGGGGAUUUCAUGUGGGACAUCACCACCACGGGUACUAUGGUGGCUCUCCGAAUAUGGCUGGUGGAUAUUUCAAGGACGUGAACGGUACCGAGGGCUCGUCCCAGGCUGCACUGGCGGGUAGGGAUGCCCAAGCUCAGUGUAAAUGACCUGACGCGGAGGCCGCCACGGCUGAUAAUGUGGAGUGCUGACCUGACUUGGGUGCAGUUAGGGCUGUGUGCAGAGGAGGGAAAAUAGUGUGAUUGGGAAAGUGAGUUUUUGCUGAUCCUAUGGAAUAGGAAAGAAUAAUUUGUGCCUACAUAAGCCGUUCUACUCAACUAAAUGCAAUUUCUAUUUUUUUAAAAUUCUAAUUAAUUUUUGCGGGGUGCACAGUGCA